AUAAUUUCUUCCUCAUCGUAACAAUAAUGGGGCUCAAGUCCCUUUGUCGUCGCGGAAUCCUUCUGGGAUUUCUGCUGUCUUUAUUCCUAGUUAUGAGUUUCUGCUACGCUGAUGAUAAGACAGUCCAGGUUGUUGGAUUCGGAGAAUGUGGUGAUUGCAAGGAGAACAACAUUCAGACUACUCAAGCUUUUUCUGAGCUUAGGGUGAGCAUUGACUGCAAGCUCGAGAAUGGAGAGAUGCGGACGAGAGGGAUGGGGAAGCUGGAUAAAGACGGCAAGUUUGAAGUGUCGUUGCCGGCGGAGAUUGUGAAACACGGCGGAGGUUUGAAGGAGGAGUGUUAUGCUCAGCUCCAAACUGCAUCUUCUUCUGCACCGUGUCCUGCGCAUAACGCCAUUGAAGCUUCCAAGAUUGUUAAAACAGGUGGAAAAAAGCAUGGAUUUGAAGCCGCCGGGAAACUGAAAUUCUCGGCAGCCAUUUGCACUUCAGCUUUCUUGCCACACUUUAAGAAACCCUUCUUCAAGAAACCACUUCCCCAUCCUUUUCCAUUUUAUAAACCAAAACCACACCCCAUAAUCCCCAUUUACAAACCCAAACCAAAGCCACCGGUUUACAUUCCUCACGUCCCCAUAUACAAACCCAAGCCUAAGCCACCCGUUUACAAACCUCCAACUCCCGUGUACAAGCCAAAGCCAAAUCCACCAGUUUACAAACCUCCUACCCCGGUAUAUAAGCCAAAGCCACCAGUUUACAAACCUCCCACUCCCGUCUAUAAGCCAAAGCCAUUUCCACAUGUCCCCAUUUACAAGCCCUUUCCAAAGCCACCCAUUAUUUAUUACAAACCACCAUUUAAGCCGUUUCCUUUCCACAAGCCAAAGCCACCGGUUUAUAUUCCUCCCUUCAAGAAACCAUGCCCACCACCCUUUGGCUAGGGGCUGCAUGUAGCUAGGCUCUAUAUGCAGUGACUCAACUUGAAAAUUUCAUCUUGCAUGCACAAUAAAAGCAAAGUAAGAAGAUUAAAGAUGUAGUAGAAACAUGCAGCUAGGUUAAUUAGUGGAUCGGAGUGCAACUUUCUACUUAUUUGCAUGUGUUUGUUGGCUUCAAAUUCAACCCUCUUCUUGGAUGGUUUGCUUGUGAUUUCAAUCAAAGUUUGUAUUAAGUUUCUAUGCCACUAUGCAUAUUAUUGUGACUAAAUGUGAUAAUUUGAUUAAGUUGUUUAAAUUGUUCAUUA
Messenger RNA from Ipomoea nil (Japanese morning glory), 1228 nucleotides. Its product is annotated as proline-rich protein 4-like. The transcript is spliced from 2 exons. The record is from RefSeq and is a predicted model, not a curated record. The coding region runs from base 27 to 929 and encodes 300 amino acids. NCBI's taxonomy places the organism in Eukaryota, Viridiplantae, Streptophyta, Magnoliopsida, Solanales, Convolvulaceae.